GUGGUCCCUGCGACCCACAGCGCUUUUCAAGUGUUAUUUUUGACAUUUUGUUUGGUUUUUAACCCUAAACGGCUGUGACCCAAACAUUUCGUUUAUAGUAAAUGAGGGUAGUGUUAUUUUGUUAGUUGUUUUUGUCUUUCAGUGAGGAGAUUCCUUGUGUUUUUUGCAAAUUGGUCGGCAAUUUUAACGUCUGUGUUUGACAAUCGCAGUGCGGCAGUGGUUCCGGGAAUUUACAUUGAAAUAGAGUUUUAUUGGCAGUUUAAAUUGAUUUGAGUGCAGUUUCAGCAGCAAGUGGCUUGGUAUAAUUUGUGUUGCUGAAAGAAAUGCAAGUAUUAUCAGACCCAGUAAUGCACUGAACGCAAACGUCAAAAAUCCAAGAUGGCGUCAGUUGGCGCGCUCCUCGAGGCGCGGCCCUUCCGGCCCUUCAAGUCUUCGGAGGAGUACCUGUACGCCAUGAAGGAAGACCUGGCGGAGUGGCUGACAGGCUUGUACCCCGAGUUGAGGAUCAGCGCUGACAACUUCCUCGACCGACUGGAUACCGGCGUCGCUUUGUGCAGGCACGCGAACGCAGUCCGCGAAUCAGCGCGCAGCAUCGUGGACUCCCCCACGGAGCCCGAAGACGCCGUGACACUCGCGCGCGCCCUGCGCUCCCGCCCCCCAGUCAACAUGCUGCCAGCCGCCAAGGCAGGCACCUUCUUCGCACGAGACAACCUGUCCAACUUCAUCGACUGGUGCCGCAAGUCCCUAAGCAUUCUCGAGUGUCUGCUGUUCGAAACUGAUGAUCUGUGCCUGAGGAAGAAUGAGAAGCAUGUGGUGUUGUGUCUGCUGGAGGUGGCGAGGAAAGGGGCGGUGUUGGGGAUGCCGGCGCCGCUGCUGGUGCAGAUGGAGAAGCAGAUUGAGAGGGAGUUGGCUGGAGAGGAGCUGAGGCCUGAUGAUUCAGCGCUGGGCCUGGUCCCCCUCGGCCCGCAGCCUCAACUAGUGACCAACGACCUGCGCAGCCUCGACGAGCGGGUGCGCGACCUGGUGGAGCGCUGCUCGUGCCCCACGCAGUUCCCCAUGGUGCGCGUCUCCGAGGGGAAGUACCGCAUCGGGGACACCAAGAUACUCAUCUUUGUCAGGAUCCUGCGUUCCCACGUGAUGGUCCGUGUGGGAGGCGGCUGGGACACCCUGGCCCACUACCUGGACAAGCACGACCCCUGCCGCUGCCGCGCCCAACACCGCUCCACCCUCUCCGCCCGGCUAGCCAGACCCAAACCCGACUUGGCUGGAGCCACAGUCACCUACGAGAGAGCUCAGCAGAAUGACUCGCCCUACGGACCAGGAUCGCUCCCGUAUUCUGGCAAGGUUGAGAGGAACCUUGACCAGCCGAUGUCGCUGCAGUAUGCCCCGAAGGUGUACAGUGAGGAUCCGAGGGCGCUCCAUUAUCAGAGCAACCACAGGCUUGAUGGUAACAGCCUGCCCUACCUCGGCGACCUGGACCGCUCAGCGUCCCCCAGCCGGCGCCACCUGGCCCCGCGCUCCGUCAGCCCUGGACGCAAGUCGGCCUCCCCGGACCGGCGCGCCCGGAUCAUCCCCACCACACACCUGGUGCCUACACCCCACGCCACCAGGAACCGCAGCCCCCGCCCCGCCUCCCCGCCGCCUGCUGCAGAGAGCGCUUCAGAUAAUGGUUCUGAAGUGUCAGACGAAGGGUACAGGAGCCUGGGUGUGGUUGCCGGGUCCACGCAAGGGUCCCCGUCGACUGGCAAAGCGGCGAGUAAUAGGUACUCGCUGCACAGCCAGAAUUCCAUUGAAGACGCUGAGUUUAGUGAGCGUCUCGACACCGACGACGGGUGCCCGCUGGCCGACAAGGUGGACGACUACGUGAGCCUCACCACCGGCCUGCGCAAGACCGACUUCUCCGGAACCUUCUACGGAGCCAAGAAGAACAGCGCUGAACAGGACAAGUCCAACAGAAACAGCCCCGAGAGGGUCGUCGUCCAGAACAAUGACUCCCCAAGCAAGAGCCUCAGGCGGGAACCCACCGAGUCACCCACCAAGACCAUCAGGAGCCGCCAGGUCAGCCGCAUCCCGCACUCCCCCGUCAGGAACCGAACCCCGAGCCGCGGGAACACCCCCAGCCCAAAACACACGCCAAAUACAAACCAGACGUCACCCAAAUUAACCCCCAAACUGCCUCCAGCGGCCAGGAACACCUGGAGCGGCCGGACCGCCCCGGGACAGAACAAGGCUAAAGCCAGACCUGGCCUCACCGCAGACACCUUCGAUAACCCCAACAAGUCGCCCAAGGCGAAGCCGAAAGCCUCCCCACAAUCGGAAGCUUUCAAACGAAACUCUCCCCUAAGAGCCAGCAGCGUGACCCUCCGGUCGCCCACGAGCCAGAAGCCGCUCAGUCCUCUUCUGGAGCAGAUCCUCCGAUCCACCGAAAAAGCUAAAGAUGACGCGACAGUCCUGGAGAAAGUCAAGGAGAUAAUUCGGCACUACUCUAAAGGCGACGACAGUUUAUCCAGGACCAGUUCGAAGGAUUCGGACUAUGCUGACUUCACGUCGGCGUGGGUGAUGUCUGAUGGGAAGCUGGAGCGGUCAGCGAGCACGCGGCAGCUGGCGGCGCCGCGGAAGGACCCCCGGACCGGCGCCUCCCGGAUCCCCGCGCCCGUGUCGCUCGGCUGCCGACGGUCCACCUCCACCUCACAGUUCCAAUGACAGGACUCUGACAGUGAUCACUGAAUCAGCGGUUAAGACUGUU
This is a messenger RNA of Plutella xylostella (diamondback moth), 2746 nucleotides long. NCBI's taxonomy places the organism in Eukaryota, Metazoa, Arthropoda, Insecta, Lepidoptera, Plutellidae. The record is from RefSeq and is a predicted model, not a curated record.